This is a messenger RNA of Ruditapes philippinarum (Manila clam), 512 nucleotides long. Its product is annotated as heavy metal-binding protein HIP-like. Gene Ontology annotation, molecular function: protein binding. Lineage: Eukaryota; Metazoa; Mollusca; Bivalvia; Venerida; Veneridae. The coding region runs from base 48 to 512 and encodes 154 amino acids. The transcript has 2 exons. The record is from RefSeq and is a predicted model, not a curated record.
GAAAGAGCACAAUACAGAAGACAAUAUUGCGCGUCAGAGAGAAGAAGAUGACAGAUAUGUUUUUCGGGUUAUUUUUACUUUUGGUUAUUUUCAGUAAUGUUAGUGUUGCUGAACAUAAGCAGGAAGAAAAGAGAAUAUUGAUAGACGAUAACUAUUACACUUUGGUUUCACGAUUGGAUGCACUAGAGAAGGAGGUGACCGAUCUAAAGUCCAACUGUGCGAGUGGUUCCCAUAAAGAGGUGGCAUUCAUGGCCGAGUUAACCAAGACUAUUACCGGACAGAAUCACCAUAUCUACUUCGAUGACGUCAAAUUGAACAUCGGGAAUGCCUACAAUCCGCACCACGGAACGUUUGUUGUGCCGGUAAACGGUACGUACCAGUUCUCGGUAACCGCAUGCUCUAGUGGCAACCAUUAUAUUGUGCUUGAACUGAAUGCAAACAACGUCAUGAUAAGCAAGUAUUCCAAGUUUCAUGUAGAUAGAUUGACAUUUUUGAAUAAUGGGCAACAUUAA